ACCAAAUUUAAAUGCUUAUAGUUAACAUCAAUAUAUUAUAAACUCCCCAAAUCUUCCCUACCUCGGGAUACGACCCGUCGUAUAAAGCAAAGCAUAUUCACGAUCAUUCCCGACAACAACAACCAAAAACAAAAACAUAAAACUCUCUCUAGCUAGCUCAAUAACAAUGGGUUUGCUCCCAUGUUCUUGUCCAUUGCCUUGCAAUAAAACAAGAUCAGAAUGUCAAAUGAAAUAUCCUGAUAUCCAAUCAGAAGCCUCCACGUCAUCGACGCUCUUGUCUCAGCCAAGUCUCCCAUCAAUUCCUUCACUGUCUUCUCUACCACAGAGCUAUAACGUUGAUCACCAGUGCUUAGCUACACUCAAAGGUCACUCCUCAUACGUCUCUUCUCUCGCUCUCUCCGAGACAUCGCUCUUCACCGGCUCUUCCAACAGCGAGAUACGUGUAUGGCCUCGUGAACCGCCGGAAUAUUCCACCGGUAACAUAGUUGGCGCCGGAAACGGAGGGGUUAAAUCUUUGGUGAUUCUCGGAGACAAGCUAAUAAGCGCUCAUCAGGAUCACAAGAUUCGUGUAUGGAAGAUCGUCGACGAAAGUAGCCGAAGAGAUCAAAAGUAUAAAUGCGUGGCGACUCUUCCGACGGUGAACGACCGUUUUACGAGUCUCUUCAGUCAGAAAAGCUACGUUGAAGUCCGACGGCACAAGAAGUGCACGUGGGUUCAUCACGUGGACGCCGUGUCAUCUCUGGCCGUGUCACAAGACGGCUCUCUGCUUUACUCUGCUUCGUGGGACCGGAGUUUCAAGAUAUGGAGAACGUCCGAUUUCAAAUGCUUAGAGUCUACCGAAAAAGCUCACGACGACGCGAUAAACGCUAUCGUGGUGUCUCGAGACGGGUUUGUCUACACUGGUUCGGCAGAUAAGAAGAUCAAAGUGUGGAACAAAAAGGACGACAUGAGACAGUACUCUCUGGUCGCUACUCUUACGAAGCAUCUCUCCGCGGUGAACGCGUUAGCGGUUAGUGAAGACGGGAAGGUUCUUUACUCAGGAGCGUGCGAUAGAUCGAUUCUUGUUUGGGAGAGAGUAAGCAACGGAGGUGAUGAGGAAGUACAUAUGUCUGUGGUUGGAGCUUUAAGGGGACACACGAAGGCGAUUCUGUGUUUAGCGGUUGCGUCUGAUUUGGUUUUGAGUGGAUCAGCAGAUAAGAGCUUGAGGGUUUGGAAGAGAGGAUUAAUGGAAAAAGAUGGAUAUUCUUGUUUGGCGGUUUUGGAAGGACACACCAAGCCUGUUAAGUGUUUGGCCGUCUCGGUUUCUGCUUCUGAUUCUAAUUCUGGUUAUUCUUGUAUGGUUUAUAGUGGAAGUCUUGAUCUUUCUGUUAAGGUUUGGAAGUUAAGGGUCUCAUCUGUUUAA
Molecule: messenger RNA, 1402 nt
Organism: Eutrema salsugineum
Lineage: Eukaryota; Viridiplantae; Streptophyta; Magnoliopsida; Brassicales; Brassicaceae
Product: protein JINGUBANG
Exons: 1
Coding region: 167-1402 (411 amino acids)
Molecular function (GO): protein binding
Source: RefSeq, a predicted model, not a curated record